UUAUUUAUUAAGCAAGUCGAUAAAAGAUGACUUUCUGAGAGAAGCUAAGGUCGUUGACCGCGUGCUUAAAUGAAUAAAACAAAGCUGGAACUCUUGCCAUUUUACACGGUUCAGGAUUUUGUUUGUCCUCCCAAUCGUUUGCUUGUUUAGAAAUAUUUGAGGUGUUUCGGACAGUACUCAUAUGAGAUGGGCGCGGUUCCUCCGUUUACCGCAGCUAUGCACACGCGGACGUUUACGUCCGCGGCGCGCAUGCUCGCUGUCAAACUCCCUGUUGGUACAGUAUGUGUCAUGGUCGCGUGCAGAGAGAACGUUUGACCCAUGCUUUGAAGAAAAGUGCGUUUUUUUUUAAUUUAAACGCGUCAAAAAGUCACCAUAGAGCAUAAAAUGAAUGAAGCAUUCCUCAACAGAUCGAUCCAACCUCCUACACAUCUUCCCAGGUAUUUGUUUACUGAUAAGGACACAUCAGAAGGACUCAUUCCAAAGAUGAUAGUCCCAGUCAUGGGCAAAGAUCCUCGAUGGUUACUCGUCGAAGUUUGCAGGGAAUUUCAGCGUGGAAAGUGUUCAAGAACAGAGGACGAAUGUAGAUUCGCCCAUCCACCCGCUCAUGUGCUCAUACAGAAUGGAAAAGUCACGGCUUGUUUCGACUCUUUGAAGGGGCGUUGCCAUAGAGAAAAGUGCAAAUAUUUACAUCCCCCAAAGCAUAUAAAAGCUCAGAUGGAGAACAAUGGCCGUCUUCUACAACAACAGCAACAGCAACAACAGCAGAUAGCUAUUCAGCAGCAAGCCUUUGCUCCAAUUGCUCAACAGAUGCUGACAAAUCCCUCAUUUAUAUCUGCAUGGCCAUUAAGUGUUCCUGCAUCAAAUGGAACAUAUCUUCAACAUCCUGUUGCUUUUCUGCCUGAUGCAUCAGCCCUGGCUCAAAGUCCCUCGAGACGACUAGACAAGUCUGACAAAUUGGAGGUAUGUCGAGAAUAUCAGAGAGGAUCAUGUUCAAGAGAGGAGUGCAGAUUUGCACACCCUCCUCCACAUGCGUCUAUUGAUAGUACAGAUGGUAUGAUCACAGUUUGUAUGGACUUUAUGAAGGGAAGAUGUCAGAGGGAAAUGUGCCGAUACUUUCAUCCGCCAGCGCAUCUUCAGGGGAGAGUCAGAGCUGCUCAACAGCAGUCAAUACCGCUGGAGGGUAGCCGCAAGAGGCCACAUGAUACAUUGACUGAACUGACUUUUGGGGAACCAUUCAAGAAACAAACUGCUCUGGAAGUACCCCUGGUCAUGCCAGGGGCAGCAGCUGCUUUACCUUCCUUUAAUCAACCUUUGGGGUUGCAGUUCACAUCUCUUAUACCAACAAUGCCACUACUUACACCAGGAAUUCCUUUGGUUCAAACACAAGUACCACAGUGGCAACAACAGGUACAGCCACAGGUGUUAGGCUAUAUGCCUGUGGAGUCAGCGGCGACACCACCACCUCCUCUAGCUCCUCCUCCUACUCCUCAAACAUCCUACCAAAUCAUUGACCCUCAGCCUGUCCAGUCGAUGGACGUCCAGUACUGGAACAACUACACGUUAACUUCCGCUCCCACCACACCCACCUUUGUUAUGUCGCCCCAUGCCAUGUGAUCCAGGGGCGGUUCUUUUUGUAUGUACUAAGGGUGUGUGUGUGUGAUUGAUUGUACAGGGUGAGGGCAACAAUGAAGUGAUAGAACACGAAUUUAAGGAAUGGGAGACUGAGACAUAAAAGGUUGUAAGCAGCGGCUUUGUUCUAAGCAAGAAACAAAGCUGGUUGCCAUCUCAGAGAGAUUUGCAUGUCCAGGAUGCAAGGCAAUAUUAAAAGACUAUUCCAAUCAGUCUUCAAGAAGACAAACUUUAUUCAGAGGAGGAGAUCAAGAUAACUCUUGCGUUCUUUUCUGAAAAAUGGCCAUUGUAAAGGACAGCAUGGAGGGAAAAAUCGAAUGAAACCUCAAGACUGUUACAGUACCAUUAAUGAUCAAUAAAUAUAUGACAACAAUGUGCGUUAUUGUCAGCAACAACCUUAUCUAAAAAUUUUUAGGUCCUUGACCAGAAAUAGAGAUAAGCAUUUGAAAAUAACAAGCAAUGUUCUUCUUAGAUUUUCAUAAUUCCAGUUUAAAAACAGUGACAGAAAGAGAGUUACAUACAACCACUCCAUUGUUGGUUGUAUGUGAAAAACUAGCAUGAAAAGACAGAGGAAAUAUUUUAUAAAAUUGAGAUUGAGUUGCAGCUUCCUAAAGCUCUGUGAGUGUUUAGUGACUGGCAUGAGACAAAUAGAGAUUGUUGCUUAACACUUUCAGGGCUUUUGGUCCCUGCGGAUAGGUGAAACUUUUAUUCUUUAUUUGUUACUAGAGAGAAAAUGUUAUCUGUUACAUUCAUUGAUUUAUUUUGUACAUUCUAGAGAAGUCAAUCAGGGUUUUACUCAUUCACAUAUUUGCAUGUGUAAUAAUUUUAUUUGGGAAUGUUAUUUACUUACCCUACUCUUACUAUUUAACUUGAGAAAUUGUUUUGUAUGUACUUAAGAAAGAUAGACUAUAUAAAUGUAUUUUGUAAAAUAUCAGCUGUGUUGUCAAGUCUUGGAAUGCAGCAGAUCUAGAUGAAAAAUGACAAUAUUUGUACUUUAAACUAUCUUAAUUUAGGUAAGAGGAGUCACAGUUUGUUGACUGACAGAAUAAACUUUAAGUGCCUAAAGAUAUUAUUGAGCAUUACAAAGUAAAUUCAUUUAGCUGAUGACUCUGAAAGAGAUGACAAUCUACUUCCAUCGGAAAUUUUGUUACGAACAACAGAAAAUGAACUUUAACAAGAAUUUAGACAGCAUUUUUACAAACUGUUUUAUUAACUUAUUUUGCAAUAGAUGUGAAAUGGAUAUUGAUUUGAUUUUUGUGAAAUGAAUGAACUAGUGGCUGAGCCAUUGUGAUAAAGACGAAGUUAGAUUUAUUAGAGUUGUUUUAUCAAAUAUAAUUUUUCAUAAUAGAACUUUUAUUGCAAGACAAUUGAGAGAAAAGACAUCAACAAAUAUAAAACUGUUUUGGUUGGAUUCUUAUGUGAUAGUCUUGCAGCAAAAGUUUCAUUUUCAUAGCAUCAAAAUUACUUUUUGUAGGAAAAUUGUUAUUUAUGUGUUUAUAUGUGAUUGUAGAGUUGAAUUGAAUCAUAUGUUGAAUUAAAGUUUGUCUAUGUUGUC
Molecule: messenger RNA, 3184 nt
Organism: Stylophora pistillata
Lineage: Eukaryota; Metazoa; Cnidaria; Anthozoa; Scleractinia; Pocilloporidae
Product: muscleblind-like protein 3
Biological process (GO): regulation of RNA splicing
Cellular component (GO): cytoplasm; nucleoplasm
Molecular function (GO): metal ion binding; RNA binding
Source: RefSeq, a predicted model, not a curated record